UCGCUAAAUAUAGAAAUGAUUGUUGUAUUGAGCCUUAUAAUCAAUAUAAAUACUGUGACUGCUUUUAUGUUUCCUAUAUACCAUAGUUCAGAGUACAAUAGACCAGUCGGCAUAUUAUAGAGCAUUUCUGCAUCUGCUAAGCAAGGAGCAACAUUACAAUAGAUACAGUUCUUAUAAGACAAACAUGCCUAAAACACUAGCGCAGCUGAUCAAUGAUGGAACGAUCAUCAACAAAGCAGGAGAGACUGUCAAAAUUGAGGACAUUGCUAAACCAGGGAAACAUGUAGGCCUGUAUUUCUCUGCUCACUGGUGCCCACCCUGCAGGGGGUUUACCCCUGUGUUGACAGAGUUUUAUAAUAAAGUAAAGGCAAGCGACAAGGCAGACAAACUAGAGAUCAUAUUCCUAAGUUCAGACAGGGACGAAAAAAGCUUUAAAGACUACUUUGGAGAAAUGCCAUGGUUGGCUCUGUCUUUUGGUGAUGAUGAUAUUAAGGGGGAAGUGUCCAGUGAGUUUAAUAUCCGAGGCAUCCCUUCACUUAUUAUCAUAGAUGGCGCUACGGGAGAGGUGAAAUCUAGCGAUGGCAGAGGUCUAGUGUCCAGUGAUGUUAAUGGCGAGAAAUUCCCAUGGGGUUUAUAGACAGUAUGAAUGACUAUUAUCAAAAUGAAACAAGAAUAUGGUUCUAUAACGGAUAUAGCAGCUGUUCAUACUACAUGUCACAUAUAAUAUAUAUGGAGAUGUGGAUAUUUAUUUUAUACUGUUGUCCCCUUUACCAUUGUUUUCUUUAAAUGUAUUGUAAUAUCUUAUCAUUAUAGAAAAAGAAUAUAAAUAUUAUGAAUAUCAAAUGCAUCAAUUCUAUGUAUAAUACACAAAUGACAAAGGUUCACAUGAUCAUUCAGUAUUUUUGCAAUAUUAAGAAUAUUCAUACAACUGUUCUAUAAUUCUGU
Messenger RNA from Owenia fusiformis, 945 nucleotides. The record is from the annotation of a GenBank genome assembly. Lineage: Eukaryota; Metazoa; Annelida; Polychaeta; Sabellida; Oweniidae.